Malania oleifera is the source of this 941-nucleotide messenger RNA. RefSeq names its product VQ motif-containing protein 22. The transcript has a single exon. Bases 85 to 723 code for a protein of 212 amino acids. The record is from RefSeq and is a predicted model, not a curated record. Lineage: Eukaryota; Viridiplantae; Streptophyta; Magnoliopsida; Santalales; Ximeniaceae.
CAGACCUCCCUAACUUGCGUAAUACGCUGGUCGCCACAGCCACAGCCACAGCCACAGCCACAGCCACCGCCACCGAUACUAGCUAUGACGAGCCCUGGUGAGUGGAUGGACUACUAUCAGGCUACCAUGGCCGAAGACAUCGACGCCGGUGGAUUCACGGAUGCCGUCAUCACAUCAACCACAAGCGUCGGCUCGGACAGCACGGUGUGUUUGGCCGGCCAACUGAGCCCCACGGGCAGCAGCAGCACGUCGAAGCCGGUACGCAAGCGGUCGAGGGCGUCGAGGAGGACUCCCACCACCAUGCUCAAUGCUAGCCCUACCAAUUUCCGGGCGCUGGUGCAGCAGUACACGGGAUGUCCCGCGGCGCCGCCGUUCCUGUCCGGAGGAGUGCAACUGCACAGAGGCCCCAUUAACUUGAGUUUUGGAGCGGAUCAGAGCCGCAGGAAUGAUGAUCGUCAUUAUAAUUUUUAUGAUCAGAGUGAUCGUCGUCAUCAAGAUCAGUACUACUGGCAGCAGCAGCAGCAGCAGCAGCGUCCGCAUGAGCAGCGGCAGCAGCAGCAGCUGAUCAUGAGUGGGUCUGCAUCGGCGGCUGGUUACAUGGACGUUUCGGAGAGGUUGGUGAUGCAGCCUGAGGAUGGUUUACAUGGGAAUGGAAGGAACAUCACAAGCUCUUCGUAUUCCGGCGACAGGUCAGAUGGGAAUGGCGGCGGCUACUUCUUCUGAUUUGAUCACGGAUAAAAGUAACUUGGAUGCAUAUGUUGACUACUGGUUGUAGAAAUUAAUGAAGUUCCGUCAUUUCUGUUGACCCUUCUCUCUCUUUCUCUCUCUCUAGAAAUUCCAAUGAGAUCCAAACCCGACUAAUAUAUUAAAGUUCGUGUUUGAAAACACAAAUUCUCGGUAUUGAUGGAUAAUAAUUAAAGCUCAGCAUAAUUUUAUAUAUA